This is a messenger RNA of Cadophora gregata, 603 nucleotides long. RefSeq lists its product as uncharacterized. Lineage: Eukaryota; Fungi; Ascomycota; Leotiomycetes; Helotiales; Ploettnerulaceae. The transcript is spliced from 2 exons. The record is from RefSeq and is a predicted model, not a curated record. Bases 1 to 603 code for a protein of 200 amino acids.
AUGACUUCUGGCCAAGCAAGACAAACGAGAGGAAUAUCUGAGCAGCGAAAGGGGCGAUCCAGCGAAGUCAGCAAUGAGAGAAAAGAACAGGGACAGCACAAGCAAGGAGCAUCAACUUCAUACCAAGACCGGCCAGAUAUACCCCAACAGCCUUCCUCACAAGCCUCUCAAACAAGCCAUUACCAAAGUAUCUUUAGCACCGACCUGCCACCCUCAUCAACAUGGCCAAAUCCAAAGGCUAUCCCCAGCCACCGAGAAAUAGACUACUCACUCCUCGGCUUAACAUCGUCUACUUCUACUCCUUUGCGAGACCAAUCAACAUGCUCUUUCUCUCCAUACUGUCGGACAACCCACCGGCUCCAAUAUCAGUGCUACACCAUCGGAGCUGCUCAGUGGGAAGCAGAGAAUAAUGGAACUAUCACUCAAAUGCAUGUGAGCGACUCCUCUAUGUAUACCGACGCGCCUCCUCCUGGAUACGGCAUGACAGCCAUGGGACGAUGGAGCGCUGAACGGCAAUCGCAGCAAGGUGCGUUGCUCGCGUGGGAGAAGGAGCGAUUCGAGGAUUCAGCGGUAGCAAUCAGGUGGGGGCUGAAGAGAUUCUAG